GCGUGGGGUGUCUUCGCUAUCCGGAGAGACAUUUUCAAAGAUAACUUCCCCUUUCUCUUUGUUGGCUAUUAUAAAGCACAGAUUAACUUCUGAGAGCCUCUCUUUGUUGUACAGACUUAUUAGCACACUCAGAAUGGAAGUCGUAAAGUCAAAGAUACUAGGAUUAGGCCUAGCUACUUUAGGUUUGAUCGGGGCCAUUGUGUCCUGUGCUUUACCCAAGUGGAAGGUCUCCGGCCGGUUAAGCACUGUGGCAAAGCCGAUCACCAAAUGGGAGGGAAUCUGGGAGAGAUGUGAGGAUAGCACCGGAGAGAAGCUGUGUGAAAUCCAGGACUCCAUGACCCUCAGCUCGGACCUGCAGGCGGCCCGGGCUCUGUGCAUCGUCGUUAUCGUGAUGGGAGUGCUUGGAAUUUUCUUCUUCAUCGUGGGCGCCGUGGGCGCCAUGUGCUGUGAUCGAGUUAACCUGUAUGUUGUGCAGAUCAUCUCUGGUGGCACCCUCAUUUGCGCUGCCAUCUUGCUUUUGAUCCCCGUGUGCUGGGUGGCUCUCAGUACCAUCAAGGCUAUCUUCAACCCUGUCACCAGCCCUGGCAUCAUUGAGGCUCCAAAACAGUUAGGUGCAUCUCUGUGGUUGGGAUUUGCAUCCAGUGCCCUGCUGUUCGGUGGAGGGAGCCUUUUGUGCUGCAGCCGCCUCCCAGAUAGUGUUAUAACGGUUGUUCAGAAAGCUGCAGAUGAAUUAUUGUAACAAGCUACUUAAUUGGUGAGAACAUGCACUGAAUUAAUGUCACAGGCUGUUUCAUGUGAUAUGAUUUUAUCUUUGUAUGCCAAGUAUUUUUAAACCAACUUAAUAUGUAAUCCUUAGAAACAAUAUAAACCUGUGAUGUUGGGAAUAUAUGCAUGACGGCUCUUGAAUUAAAUGUUUGGCAAAUGAAAGACACAUAUACAGUCUUAUAUAAACUAGUUUAUUAAAUUAGAGUAGAGAGGAAAAAACUUAUGUAUUAGAAAAGAAUAUAACAAGAGGUUGUAGCAGCCGAUAAUGUAGUAACGUCCAAUAACGUAAUUAUUUUAUUCUAAUAAAGCCAAUAAUGUAAUAAUUUGCCAAUGUAAUAACAUUUAUGAAUCAAUAAUGUAAUAACGUUUUGCCAAUAGUGUAAUAAGUUAUUACAUUAUUAUUGGCUGGUCAUAAUGUUAUCGGCUUGCUUUGGGAAAAACUAUAAAACUGUAAUAACUGCAGCCAAUAAUGAAAUAACAUACUGAUAUCACUUCAUUUAAAGUUUAUUUACUGGAUAUAAAGUGUCACACUUCCAUAGCACAGUACUUAGAUUUUCCAAAUAGCUUAAAAUCUUGACCAUAAACACCCUCUCUGUCUUUGUAUGUAUUUCUUUUCCUCAUUCUUCUUUCUUAUUAAAUUACUGAUUUAUUAUAAAGUAAUGUUUCAUUAAUAACUGUAAUAAAUACA
Messenger RNA from Paramisgurnus dabryanus, 1453 nucleotides. NCBI's taxonomy places the organism in Eukaryota, Metazoa, Chordata, Actinopteri, Cypriniformes, Cobitidae. The record is from RefSeq and is a predicted model, not a curated record.